AUGCACCCGCUUGCCACACCGGCCUCCGAAGCUCCGAAAGAAAUAAGAAAUCUGCUUCAGAAAUCACAAACCCUACCUAGCCCACUUCCCACUCCUCGUUCACUUUUGCCGCUCCAGCGCUUGCUCAUCUCCCCACCGGUGCGCCGCUCUCGCCGCACCGGCCUCCAAAGCUCCGACCAUCACCCCAUCGGCUUCCAGAGCUUGCUCAUAUCCCUAAUUCAGGAAGACAUCACCCAUGACCUCCAGCACAACUUGUACCAACCUGCUUAUAUAACAGUAUUGCCAAAUAUAAAACGAUAA
Messenger RNA from Striga asiatica, 300 nucleotides. NCBI's taxonomy places the organism in Eukaryota, Viridiplantae, Streptophyta, Magnoliopsida, Lamiales, Orobanchaceae. The record is from the annotation of a GenBank genome assembly.